GGUGUCGCUGUGGUAGCCGUGGUAGCCGGUGUUUGCGCGUCGCACGGAGCCGGGCCUGGCAGGCAGGCGGGCGGGCGGGCUGUGUCGCGAUGCCCGAGCUGGCGGUGCAGAAGGUGGUGGUCCACCCGCUGGUGCUCCUCAGUGUGGUGGACCAUUUCAACCGAAUUGGCAAGGUUGGAAACCAGAAGCGUGUUGUUGGUGUGCUUUUGGGAUCAUGGCAGAAAAAAGUACUGGAUGUGUCCAACAGUUUUGCAGUCCCUUUUGAUGAAGAUGAUAAAGAUGAUUCUGUCUGGUUUUUAGACCAUGAUUAUUUGGAAAACAUGUAUGGAAUGUUUAAGAAGGUUAAUGCCAGAGAAAGAAUAGUUGGGUGGUACCACACAGGUCCUAAACUGCACAAGAAUGACAUUGCCAUCAAUGAGCUCAUGAAAAGAUACUGCCCUAACUCAGUAUUGGUCAUUAUUGACGUGAAACCAAAGGACCUGGGGCUGCCCACCGAAGCAUACAUUUCAGUGGAAGAAGUUCAUGAUGAUGGAACACCAACAUCGAAAACAUUUGAGCAUGUGACCAGUGAAAUUGGAGCAGAGGAAGCUGAGGAAGUUGGAGUGGAGCACUUGUUAAGAGAUAUCAAAGAUACAACAGUGGGGACGCUGUCCCAGCGGAUCACAAACCAAGUCCAUGGUUUGAAGGGACUGAACUCCAAGCUUCUGGAUAUCAGGAGCUACCUAGAGAAAGUAGCCACAGGCAAGCUGCCCAUCAACCAUCAGAUCAUCUACCAGCUGCAGGAUGUCUUCAACCUGCUACCUGAUGUCAGCCUGCAAGAGUUUGUCAAAGCCUUUUACCUGAAGACCAAUGACCAGAUGGUGGUGGUAUACUUGGCCUCACUGAUCCGCUCUGUGGUUGCCUUGCAUAACCUCAUCAACAACAAGAUCGCCAACCGGGAUGCCGAAAAGAAGGAGGGGCAGGAGAAAGAAGAGAGCAAGAAGGAGAGAAAAGAUGACAAAGAGAAGGAGAAAGAUAAGGAGAAGAGUGAUGUUAAGAAGGAAGAGAAAAAGGAGAAAAAGUAAAACCUUAUAAACUUAAUCAGUGUGCCACACUAGAGGGUCCUUUUCACUUUUAGUGCUUGUUAAAAAGCUGUUCUGGUGAGAACUCUUUGCCUCUGGUCACCCUUGCUGUGGCGUCACAUGGAAAUGAACAACAAAGGGACUGUUCUCGAGCCUGCACCAUAGCUUCACAUCCCCUGUGAGCUGGAUUAGCUCAGGUAUCUGAUUGUAUGAGAAGUAUUCUCCCUUUAGCCCUAAGACAUAGAGUUGAAUUUUUCCCAUCUUAAGUCUUGGGGUCUGUUUGUGGUAAUUAACAAAAUUGCUUAAUGGAAUGCAUGGAUCCCAUCACUGCCUCCCACAACCUUGAGAGCUGACCCCUCUGAGUUCUUCAGAACACCACACGACGAUUUGGACCUGUUGCUCUAGCAUUCAUAGACCCUGGGGUCCAGUUUCAUAUAUUGUUUACUUUCAAAGGAUUAAAUGGCUUGGUUUUUAA
This is a messenger RNA of Jaculus jaculus (lesser Egyptian jerboa), 1536 nucleotides long. It is a transcript of the gene Psmd7, whose product is annotated as proteasome 26S subunit, non-ATPase 7. Gene Ontology annotation, molecular function: metallopeptidase activity; protein binding. The record is from RefSeq and is a predicted model, not a curated record. Bases 90 to 1064 code for a protein of 324 amino acids. The transcript has 7 exons. Gene Ontology annotation, cellular component: proteasome regulatory particle; proteasome complex. Lineage: Eukaryota; Metazoa; Chordata; Mammalia; Rodentia; Dipodidae. Gene Ontology annotation, biological process: proteasome-mediated ubiquitin-dependent protein catabolic process.